Molecule: messenger RNA, 1011 nt
Organism: Quercus lobata
Lineage: Eukaryota; Viridiplantae; Streptophyta; Magnoliopsida; Fagales; Fagaceae
Product: Werner Syndrome-like exonuclease
Exons: 1
Coding region: 162-794 (210 amino acids)
Biological process (GO): nucleobase-containing compound metabolic process
Cellular component (GO): cytoplasm; nucleus
Molecular function (GO): 3'-5' exonuclease activity; nucleic acid binding
Source: RefSeq, a predicted model, not a curated record
CAGAAAAAGGGAAUGGUCUUCACUACUAUUCACACACCAUGACCGUGAUCACCAAGUAACUACCUUUUUCUUUGUAUAUAGUCAGUCUCCCAUCGGUCACCGCUCUGCAUUUUCACUCUCAUACUCACACUCUCAGAAUUGCUUUUGUCAUUUUCACAACCAUGGCUAUGAGCAUUGUUGACCUCGAAGUGAACCAAGAGACCCAUGACCUCUUCGAAGUCACUCUCGAGUCCGACCACAUCCAAACACUCGUAACCCACACUCCCCAAAUGGUCGACUCCUGGCUCUCCGACAUCUACCGCAUCCACCGCCGCCGUCUCCACCACCUCAUCGUCGGCCUCGACGUCGAGUGGCGACCCAGUUUCAACCGCAACAUCGAAAACCCAGUUGCUACUCUCCAACUCUGCGUGGGUCGACGCUGCCUCAUAUUCCAACUCAUCUACGCCACUCACUUCCCCAACUCGCUCAUCGAGUUUCUCGGCGACGAGGAUUUCACUUUCGUAGGAGUUGGGAUCGCGAGUGAUGUGGAGAAACUGUUGGAUGAUUAUGAUUUGAAAGUUGGGAAUGUGGUUGACCUUCGUGGACUCGCUGUGGACCGGUUGGGGAACAGGGAUUUGAAGAACGCUGGGUUGAAGGGAUUGGCUCGAGCUGUGCUUGGACUCGAGGUGCAUAAGCCAAGGCAUGUGACUAUGAGUAGGUGGGACAAUGAGUGGCUCGAUUAUAAUCAGAUUCAAUAUGCUUGUGUUGAUGCUUUUCUGUCUUUUGAGAUUGGCAGGUCCUUGAAUGCUGCCUAGUUUGAUUUUGGUUUAUGGGGGGUUUUUUGGUUUGUUGGGGUUCUUGAAUAUGGAAUUUGGGAUGGUGGGUUUUGGAUGGAUUAGUAUGGGUAGUACAUAUAAUGCCCAAUUAGUAUGGAUUUGGCACUUGUUUGGUACUUGAUUGCAUGUUAUGUUUCAUAUGAAAUGGUACAUAUAAUGCUAAUGGAACUUUAUGUCUUCUCAUAUGUUUGGAAUU